UAGAGUAAAUAUUAAGAUGGGAUCUGUGAAAGUUCAAAAAGAGUGAAAUAUCAAACAUGGUGAUGGAAAAGGGUGGAGCCCUAAAUACAGUCUGGUGGGUGCUGUCGCUCACACGCAUGGUCUACGCUGGGAUCGCCUGCCUCAGCAAUCCAUGCCUUCAUGGUAUAUGCAUCGAUGAUAUUAAUAGCACAUAUGCCUGUUACUGUGUGGAUGGGUACACGGGGGUGCAGUGCCAGACGAACUGGGACGAAUGCUGGUCAGACCCCUGCCAGAAUGGAGGCACGUGUGUGGACGGGAUCGCUACUUACAAUUGCACCUGUCCUGAUGGAUUUAUUGGCGACAAUUGCGAGACGAACUACAACGAGUGCGAGUCAAACCCUUGUAUGAACAACGGCACAUGCAUCGACCUGACCAACGGCUACGUGUGUUCCUGCGUGCCCGGGUACUCCGGGGAACACUGCGAGGUUGACAUCGCUGUGUGUAAUAGUACGGAGGAGGUCCGGUGCUAUAACGGCGGACAGUGCAUCGAGGGGCCCGGGUUCAAGUUCUACUGCAAGUGUGCUUCAGGAUGGACCGGAUCGAAAUGUGAAGACCAAAUCGACGAAUGCGAGUCCAACCCUUGCCAGAAUGGAGGCGUUUGCAUCGACAUGCACGCGGAUUACAUGUGCGCCUGCACUUAUGGUUUUACGGGCCAAAGCUGCGAAGUGCAAAUCGAGUUUUGCGCGACGGACACUUGCAGCAACAACGCGCUAUGUGUGGUAGAGGACGGGCUGCGCGUCUGCUACUGUGUGCCCGACUACCACGGGGAGCGCUGCGAGCUGCAAUACGACGAGUGCUUGCUGGGACCUAGGUGUAUGAAUGGUGGUACCUGCAUCGACGGUGUUGACAACUUCACCUGCUCGUGCCCGCCGCAGCUAACAGGCCCUCUUUGCGAAUGUCUUAUACUAGACGAUGGAACACACGACUGCGAGUACGUCAGCCCUACGCCUUCGCCUAAUGCAACACAACCAACUUUCACCACGCUUAUAGACGGAUUUACAACCACAGAAAUAAUCACUACCUAUGCCAUAUACAAUGAUACUAUACCACCCACCACCACAUUUAUACCUGACACUGAAACUACUAUAGGUUCAACGUUAUUUGAACCUCGAACAACAGAAAGAGCCACAGAAAUAUCUACAGCUCAAAGCGAAAUUGUUACUGCGACUGAAAUUACUACUAUUACUGAACCUACAACUUUAACAGAUGUGACGGAAACGUUUGAAGCAGAGUCUAGAGAAACGAUUGAAACUGAUGACCAUAAAGGAGAGACAACGACAGAAUGUCAGGAAGGUUGUGCUAAAGGUACAGAAUUUACAGCCAAACUGCCUCGAACUGAUGAAGACACUACGACUAGUUUUGCAACUGAACCAACACAACCACAGUCUACCUCAACGGAACCCCCAAAGCCAACUGUACCUACAGUAGUGGAUACAGGAACUACUGUAUCAGAAACGACAUCAACCUCGCCAUCGCCUUCUUCAAUAACUGAAGUAACAUCAACUCCAAAAAUUGAUACGACAACGGAAAAAAUGUUCACGGAUACUCCAACGGAACAUGCUGCCACAGAUAUACCCCUACCAGUGACUACUACUGAAGCUAUGGAUGUUACUACAGGAUUAGACAAUACUACAUAUCUUUAUACUACUACGCCUUCUGAUUGUACUGAAUCUAUUUGCAAUAAACAUGGAACAUGUACUAGUACAGCACAUGGCAUUCGAUGCCACUGCACCUUCAAUUAUAGAGGACGAUUCUGUGACGAGAAAAUUUCAAUCGUAUCAGCAGCUUUCGGCGGCAACUCGUACAUAACUCACAGAAUUCAGAAUACAACCACGAUAGCCAUAGCAUUCAACGCGAAGACACUAAUAACAGACGGCCAAAUAAUGCAUGUGGACAUUGCAAAAGGAGUGUACAUGCAACUUUAUAUGAAUUCUGGCCUUUUAAAGUUUAAAUUCUCCUGUGGCUACCAAACUAUGCUUUUAAGUGAGCUGAAGACGUUCGUUAAUAAAGGGUAUCAGAUGAAAAUUGAAACAAGAUUGGACCUCUAUCUGAACGAGCAACACUGCAACGCAACUCUUCGCCUCAACGACACGGUGGCAAUGAGCGGGGGUCAAGUCGCCAAUAUCUCCUCUUUGGACUACAACACGACGUUUUAUUUAGGAAACUCACCAGAAGGCAGAGACGCUGAAAGUAAACCCUUCAUAGGAUGUAUCAAAGACCUUAUGGUGAACGAUGAAAAUCGGGAUGUAUUCGGAGACGCAAUAAAUGCAAGUGAAGUAACUGAAUGUUCUUCAUUAUCUUGUCUAUCGUGUCCUUGUCAUAAUGGCGGAUCUUGCAGCGACUACGGCGAUGGAUACACUUGCUCCUGUGCUAAUGGUUGGACUGGGGAUCAUUGCGAACAAUCCGUAUGUGAUCAUAAUCCCUGCAAGUCUGGAGGCAGUUGCGUGAGGCAUCCUGGAAGCGGCUUCCUCUGUCUCUGUCCUUACGGCAAACAUGGAAUAUUCUGUGAAUAUAACGUGGAAAUAACUCGUCCAUCACUCGCCCCAAUAACAACAGGAGUGUCUUCCUUUCUCGUCUACCCACUGUCUCCCUCUGUAAUAAACUCUGAUCGUUUUGAUCUGCGCCUGCGCUUCCAAACUCCCGACAUGGAUCAGAUCGCACUGCUAGCGUUUGUCGGGCAGAAGGGACGACAUGACUCCCGCAGUCAACAUCUAGCCUUAACGUUUGUGAAGGGGUAUUUGAUGCUAACCUGGAAUAUGGGAAGUGGUCCACGACGCAUAUUUACGUCUCGCCCUCUCAGCCCCCGUCGAGGAGGCCACACAGUGCGCGUGUGGCGGCGAGGUCGUUCUGGUGGACUCAGCGUCGACGCCCGCCAGAAUGUCACUGGCAACGCGCCUACCAGUGACGCUAAGAUGGCGUUGUUACCUUAUAUUUAUAUUGGAGGACACCCAUCUGAGAACUUCCACGAGCUGCCUCAUGAUUUGCCGCUGCACACGGGGUGGAGGGGCUGCGUCUGGGAGGUGUCAGGGCAGGCCAUAGGCUCGGGCAAGGCCGUGUCAGGCCGAGGAGUGGGCCAGUGUGGUGUGGCGCAAUGUACUUCCAAGUCUUGCAACGCGCCGAGAGGAGUUUGUAUACAUUCUCCUGCUACUUAUGGAUGCAUAUGCAAUGAGGGGUGGUUCGGGCCGACGUGUUCCGCUAAGAAGAGUCCAUGUGACCGCUCAGUAACAAAAUGUCUCGGCGAAUGCAUCCUCACGGCUGAUAAAGCGCAAUGCGACUGUCCUUAUGGGAAGACAGGAGUCAAUUGCGAACUAGACCUGAUCCCAACGGACGUUCUCUUCACGGGCAUACGGUCCUUCGUCCAGUUACUCCCACGCCUCAUGUCCAGCGUGAGUUUGUCGUUCGAGGUGGAGAUCAAACCUGCCAAGGAACGCGGGCUGAUUGUAUUUGCGCAGACGCCACACUUCUAUACGUCAUUGUCGCUGCAAGGAGGCAUGUUGGAGUAUCGAUGGACGGAUCAAUCGUCUGGAGUGACAUCUCUCGUCCGCAGUAGCGUGGUUCUAUCCAUGUCUCAAUGGCAUAACGUGAAAGCGGGUAGAUACGGGAGUCGCCUAUAUGUAUGGGCAGACGGUUCCCUUAGUACUGAAGCUAUGUUAGCUCAUGCUUAUCCCCAUACACAGACGAAUGCAACUGUACUGAUUGGAGGAGCAAAAGAUUUAGCGUCUCUACCAUUCGACGCAAUGUCCGGAGCUCCAGAAUCUUUCACCGGUUGCAUCAGAAACCUUCACAUCAACAAUGUGCUGCUGCCUUUGGAAAGGCAUAACAUUGAAGGGGCACAAAACCUGGGCGACUGCGACGGCACACCUUGCGGAAGCGAGACUUGUGGCGGCGGAGCGUGUAUAGUCGAGGACGGUGUGGCGCGGUGCGCAUGCGCUUUGAGCGGCGGGGGCCCGGCGGGCGAUGAGAGCGCCGGGGCCACGGUGGGCGCGCGCUGCCGGCGGGCGGCGCGCUGCAGCGCAGGCGCGUGCGCGCCGCCCGGCGGGCGCUGCCGGGCCGGCGCCUGCGUGUGCGCCGCCGGACACGCCGGCGACAACUGCCGCACCAAGAUCAAUAUAACAAUACCUCAGUUCAAUGGAGACGGAUUAUUAUCUGUGGGUAGACGGAACUCCCUAGAACGUCAAACUGGUGAACAACGUAUUGGUCCGACAUUGGCGAAGCCGUCCUAUAUUGCUUUGAAUUUUACUACAGCGGAACCCAACGGGUUGUUAAUGUGGUACAAUAUGGGUGCCAAUUUCUUCGGUAUCGGCCUCGAGCACGGAUACCUAAAAGUGGCCUGGUAUUUCCAUCACGACAACUCUUCCAUUGAAGUAUUUAAUAUGAAAGGAACGAAGUUUCCAGAACCUUCGAGAUAUCUCUCCAGAAUGGCCCCGCAUGCGGGUUUCCUGGGUGAUGCAGAAUGGCAUACUGUGAUUGUGAGGUUCGAUAGGAAAAACAUAACUGUAAUGGUUGAUCAGCUGGUAGCUUACGUCGAAGAGCCAGGUUUAGCGACGGAAAUUGACUACGACGAUGUAGAGUUAUUUAUAGGCGGUAUAACCGAAGAAGACAGUGCCACAGCAAAGAAGACAUUUCCAUACAACUUCAAGGGUUGCAUCGACCAGAUAUCCACGAAAGAGGACUCCUAUAUCACUAAUUAUAUUGAUAUUUAUAGCGAAAAUGUUAAGUCGUGCCAACUAUUCCCGUGAGCCUGCGUUUCAGGUAAUUUUGUAUUAAGUUGUCGCGUUAUAAACACUUCAAAUACUCAAAGUACAAAACUUUUCUAGUCUUUAUACGACCAAUUGGUACCAUGUUAGUUGUGUAUUUUUAGAUUUAUUGUCUACCAUUGUAAAUAAUGUGCCUAAGUACAACUCUGUCCUCCAAAAAACUAGUAGAAUCUAUCACUGAUGUUUGGUAUUAGUAGAAAAAAAUUAAACAUUCUUCGUACACAAAA
This is a messenger RNA of Pectinophora gossypiella (pink bollworm), 5023 nucleotides long. RefSeq names its product protein eyes shut (gene eys). Gene Ontology annotation, biological process: heterophilic cell-cell adhesion; establishment or maintenance of epithelial cell apical/basal polarity. Gene Ontology annotation, molecular function: calcium ion binding. The coding region runs from base 57 to 4778 and encodes 1573 amino acids. NCBI's taxonomy places the organism in Eukaryota, Metazoa, Arthropoda, Insecta, Lepidoptera, Gelechiidae. Gene Ontology annotation, cellular component: protein-containing complex; plasma membrane. The transcript is spliced from 21 exons. The record is from RefSeq and is a predicted model, not a curated record.